Molecule: messenger RNA, 1867 nt
Organism: Ceutorhynchus assimilis (cabbage seed weevil)
Lineage: Eukaryota; Metazoa; Arthropoda; Insecta; Coleoptera; Curculionidae
Source: the annotation of a GenBank genome assembly
AGAACAAAUUUUCUGCAAAAUGUGUGGAGCUGUCUUUAAACAUUUGGCUUCUCUAAGGUAUCAUUUGGCAAACAAUGUGUGUACUAAGCCAAAGAAAGAAGAACCUAAGCUACUAAAUUGUCAAGUAUGUGGAAAAAUUUUUAAAGGUGUUACUGCUAUGCAAUAUCAUAUCAGACGAAAAGUUUGCGAACAAGUCAAACAAAAUAUUGGCCCACCCUUUGCAUGUCAACUUUGUGGAACUUUAUUCAACUUGAAGCAAAGUUGGUAUGUUCACUUGCGUAGAGAAGCAUGUAAAAGAUUUCCAGAAAAAUAUGGAUUAAAUGAAAUUAAAAUGAUCCUUCCAAAAGUGCAGCUGGUUGAGGGAAACUCAAACUCGAAUUCUAGCGAUCAAUUAAAUAUUGAUACGACAAAUAAUAGUUCGGAUAGCUGUGGAGAUGGUGCGGAAAAAAAGCCUGAAAAUAAUGUUGCUGGUUGAUUUAAGCGUUAUUAGAAAAUUUUGAUAGAGUUUUUGUACGUCAAAGCGUUGAAGUCUGAUCGGUUUAUUGUUUUAAAAAAAAAAUUAAAUAUUACUUAUUUGGAGUUGAUCCUGGGAUCAAAAUUAUGGUCGAAUAUUCUCACCAAACGAUAGUGCAUGGACCUGUAUUUAUUUUUAUUUUUAAACUACGAUGAGUCCUUUUCACACCAAUCUGUUCAAUAACUAGGUAUAUCUAUUUUUGUAUAUCUAUUUUUGUAUAAGCUUAUUGUUGUUGUGAAGCCAAUUAUCAAUUUUGACCUCUUCUUUGAAAUCUUCUUCUAUACCAGACGAGUGACUAGUGGACUAUAGCUUUCCAGGUAGCACUGAUGAUGGUUGAGACUGAAAGCGCUUUGCUACACUAAUUAAGAGAAAAUAAUGAAAUACAAAUUAGCUUUCUUCAACCUAGCUAUCAUUAUACAUGCACACAGCCUACUUCCAAAUUUCUUCAAAUAAUCAACUUGCGACACUGCUUGCAAUAUUUGUUAAAUGCUACAUAUUUUUAUAGUUACAGCAACCACCUAAAUGUUAUUUAUAUCAGAUAUAAACAAAAAAGAUGAAUCGAAUACGUAUUGUAUUUAUUCCUCAACUGAUCAGUAGGUACAUAUUGGAAUAGCCAAAUCAAUGAAAGUAUUAUUUUUAUAGACAUUUUUAUUGUGCCUUAGUAGCUUAGAGAUAACGAACAAAUUAGUAAUAGUUUAGUGUUUAAGAGACUUUUUGUUUUUUAACUUUGAUUAAUUAUGUUUGUGUUUUUUUUAAAUAUUUAUGUUCAUCCAUUGUCUUGUGGACCAAAUUGUUAACGUUACUUAGAUAUAGAACCUGUUCUAGAAAUUUCGAAAUUAUAUUAAGCUUUUUUACUGUUUCUUUUUAUAUGUUCCUUAGAUUUUACUUGAGCUGAAGUAUCAAAUUAAAAGUUUAGUAACUGCCUUAACAUUAAUUAAAGUUACAAUAGAAUCGUGAGUAUUAUUAGGCGCGUAUGCAAAAAUACCAGAAUCAACAAUUUGAUUGGAAACUACCACGUUUUUUGGGGAGUUAGAAAUGAAAUUUUAUUUGUCUUUUGUCUGUUCAAAUGACUGUACACUUGGCCAAUCAUAAAACUGGUACGCAUUUUCCUAUUGUGUUGUAUUGUGUAAAUCGACCUUUUUUAUCACCUCAACAAUGACAAAAAUAGUCAAGUAGUGUCAUAUUUAAACCAAUCAUAACAUAAAAACAUUUUGCAUUUACUUUUGUUCAGCUUUGACUUUGACAAAAACUGUCUGACCUAGGUUUUCAGAAGAGACUUUUUGUUCUUAAGCCCGACUCAUACUUCCCAAAUUUGAAAAAUAUAAAUUACCUGUACCAGUUUUAUGUUUGGCC